UUUACUCGCUCGUUUAUUUAAAGAGCUCAUCCGUAGCUUUGUAGCUAGCUUGGCAAUUGCUUGUUUUCCUGAUUGCCACCCGGGGUUACCACUCGUCGUCGCUGCUGAACUCCAUCACUGCUUAAUCGAAUACCACAGCGGCUAACCAGGUGGACAUUACGUUCCAGAUGGAUCAACAGGACCAGGCCUAUAUGUUUGCCCGUCUCACACGACCACAUUCUGAACAGCUGCUGCAAGGUCUUCAUUCAGAACAGCUGCUGCAAGGCCUUCAGCUCUUACGGAAAGAUCACGAACUAUGUGACAUCGUGCUCCGUGUGGGUGACGCCAAGAUCCAUGCCCACAAAGUAGUGCUGGCCAGUAUCAGCCCUUACUUCAAGGCCAUGUUCACGGGUAACUUGUCCGAAAAGGAGACUGCUGAAGUCGAAUUCCAAUGCAUUGACGAGACUGCCUUGCAGGCCAUUGUUGAGUAUGCUUACACUGGCACAGUGUUUAUCUCCCAGGAAACUGUGGAAUCUCUGCUGCCAGCAGCCAACCUACUGCAGGUCAAGCUAGUACUAAAGGAAUGUUGCUCCUUCUUAAAGAGUCAGCUGGAUGCUGGGAACUGUAUCGGCAUUUCCCGCUUUGCAGAGACAUAUGGCUGUCAUGAUUUGUGCCUAGCUGCAACUAAGUUCAUCUGUGAAAAUUUUGAGGAAGUAUGUCAGACUGAGGAAUUUUUUGAACUAACACGAGCUGAGUUGGAUGAAAUUGUGUCCAAUGACUGCCUUAAAGUGGUGACAGAGGAGACAGUUUUUUAUGCCCUAGAGUCGUGGAUUAAAUAUGAUGUAACUGAACGACAACAACAUUUAGCUCAGCUGCUUCACUGUGUGCGCCUUCCACUCCUCAGCGUCAAAUUUCUCACUCGUUUAUAUGAAGCCAACCAUCUUAUACGAGAUGACCACGCAUGCAAGCACCUGCUAAACGAGGCCCUCAAAUAUCAUUUUAUGCCAGAGCACCGGUUGUCGUAUCAGACUGUCCUGUCUGCACGACCCAGGUGUGCCCCAAAGGUGCUGCUGGCAGUAGGAGGCAAGGCUGGACUGUUUGCCACCUUAGAAAGCAUGGAAAUGUAUUUCCCUCAAAAAGACUCAUGGAUAGGACUAGCCCCUCUCAGCGUACCCAGGUACGAGUUUGGAGUGGCAGUGCUUGACCAUAAGGUGUACGUGGUGGGCGGCAUCGCGACACACAUGCGUCAGAGCAUCAGCUACAGGAGACAUGAAAGCACAGUGGAGAGCUGGGACCCAGAAAGCAACACCUGGUCUUCGGUAGAGCAUAUGACAGAGUGUCGCAGCACACUUGGGGUAGUGGUCCUGGCCGGAGAGCUGUACGCACUGGGAGGCUACGAUGGCCAAUAUUACCUCCAGUCUGGGGAAAAAUACGUCCCCAAGUUGAAGGAGUGGCAACCUGUGGCGCCCAUGACCAAGUCUCGCAGUUGCUUUGCCACUGCUGUGCUGGACGGCAUGGUGUAUGCCAUUGGAGGAUAUGGACCAGCGCAUAUGAACAGUGUGGAGCGGUACGACCCGAGCAAGGAUGCCUGGGAAAUGGUAGCCCCCAUGGCAGACAAGAGGAUCAACUUUGGCGUUGGCGUCAUGCUUGGUUUCAUAUUUGUGGUGGGAGGACACAAUGGAGUCUCUCACCUGUCCAGCAUCGAGCGGUACGAUCCCCAUCAGAACCAGUGGACAGCCUGUAGACCAAUGAAUGAUCCACGCACUGGUGUUGGCUCAGCUAUUGUGGACAAUUACCUGUACGUGGUGGGAGGUCACUCAGGAUCCUUUUACUUGAACACUGUCCAGCGAUACGAUCCCAUUUCAGAUCGCUGGUUGGACUCCAGCGGAAUGAUCUACUGUCGCUGUAACUUUGGUCUGACUUCCCUUUGACCCAUGGCCCAGCCAGCUAGCACUUAAUGAGACACCUUAUUAGACACAAAGACUCUUCCCCCCCGUUGGAUCCUCUUCCUGUCCCACAUUCAUCCUCCUGGUGCAGAGGAUUGCCAAACACCAGCAUGAUUGGCGUUGGACCUGCUGAAUGGAUGGAUGGAUGUGAUGGGCUAGUUAGCUAGCCAUGAGGAAUAUAGGCCAGGGGGACGUGGCUACAGAGAUGAAGAGUUGCACUCUUGUGCCGACAAAAAAGACCUGAUGAUCAUUUGCCGGCCACAAAAGAGACUUCUGCUCUGGCUGCGGGAACACAAUGAGGACUUGGAGCCAUUUCCCAGAGGAUUGGGGAAGAAACCUGUCACUUUUAUUUAAAUAUUUUUGUUACUCUGACCAGUUUUUUUUUCUUCCAUGUCUUGUAAUACUGUUUUCUAAUGUUCCUUGCUGCAACAAGGACCAUGUGUUCAACUUCUGGAGAACACCGUAGUUUGCUUGUGACAAUGUGUUUGUAGAUGUGUGUAUGUCUGUGUGUAUGCUCAAAGGGAUAUGUGCAUGUCGCUUUACUGUAGUAGUGAUGCCAUAUUUGGUUAGCACAAAUCUGCACGUACAGUUUGUCAUAUCCACCUUUUGAUUGUUUCUGUACACAAACUACAGUCAAAUCUUCAUUAAAAA
Messenger RNA from Nerophis lumbriciformis (worm pipefish), 2576 nucleotides. RefSeq names its product kelch-like protein 28. The record is from RefSeq and is a predicted model, not a curated record. Gene Ontology annotation, molecular function: protein binding. Lineage: Eukaryota; Metazoa; Chordata; Actinopteri; Syngnathiformes; Syngnathidae.